AUGGCAGCGGAGGAAUUGUCUAGCAACGUAUCGACGACCUCUUCAGCCCCGGAUGGAAAGGGCGCCAAGAUCCUCGGAUACACCUUGGGCAAGAUCAUCGGGAGAGGAGGGUUCUCGACCGUCAGACAGGCGACGCACGACGAGACGGGCGAACUGUUCUCGUGCAAGAUCGUCAAGAGAGACGAUCUCAGCGAUACAUCGGGGUCGUUGGAGAAUUUCGAACUCGAGCUGGAGCUUUGGAAGAGCCUUCCACGGCAUCCUCGAAUCUUGCCGCUCUUGGAGACUUAUCGGGACCCGGACGGAUACGCCACGUACCUCAUCUCACCUUACAUGGCCGGCGGGUCGUUGUUGGACGUCGUCAGGCGGGACGGAGGGAGCGAGGAGACGGCCCGGAAGUGGUUCCCAGGGGUGGUCGCUGCCGUACAGGCGCUUCAUGAGGGUUAUGAAGGGUUCGAGGAAGGGGGGAUGUUGCAUGGGGACUUGAAGUUGGACAACUUUCUGGUCGGACACGACGGGAGCAUCUGCGUGUGCGACUUUGGGUUGGCACAGAAGCUCGGUCGGGCAGAUGGCGACAAGGCUUUCCCCUCGGCUUCAUUGCCGUACGCUCCUCCAGAGAUAUUGUCGGCCCCUCCUAGUGGACCUUCCUUGGCGCAAGACAUCUGGGCGCUGGGAAUCAUCCUGCACGCCCUGCUCACUUCGCGUCUUCCGUUCGUGGACACGUUUGAUCCUCGGCUCCAGAUGAAGAUCCUGCGUGGCGAUUGGGUGGUCCCG
Messenger RNA from Filobasidium floriforme, 771 nucleotides. Its product is annotated as kinase-like domain-containing protein. The record is from RefSeq and is a predicted model, not a curated record. NCBI's taxonomy places the organism in Eukaryota, Fungi, Basidiomycota, Tremellomycetes, Filobasidiales, Filobasidiaceae. Gene Ontology annotation, cellular component: cytoplasm. The transcript has 2 exons. Gene Ontology annotation, biological process: protein phosphorylation; microtubule cytoskeleton organization; intracellular signal transduction. The annotation marks the transcript as partial. Gene Ontology annotation, molecular function: tau-protein kinase activity; ATP binding; protein serine/threonine kinase activity.